AUGUUGUUCCUGCUCGUCUUAGCCUACUACGGCGCUUUCGCCUUAGAGCCAGCCACUGCUAGCACGCGUAUUAUUGGAGGCCAGUUCGCGAUGCCUGGCCAAUUUCCGCAUCAGGUCUCGCUACAGCUACGUGGCCGCCAUCAUUGCGGUGGUUCACUCAUUUCGCCAACUAUGAUUGUUACCGCCGCCCAUUGCACCAUUAAUCAGAGCCCGUCACAAAUUCGCGUCAUCGUUGGGACAACUGAUCUGCUUGCUGGUAAUGGCAAGUCCUUCAACAUCGCCAAAUUCAUCAUCCAUCCGCAAUACAAUCCACAAACUCAGGAUUACGACCUCUCGCUUAUUCAGUUGACCGAAUCGGUGCCGUUGGGCGAUGAUAUCGGCACAAUUGAAUUGGCCGAUAUGGAAGCGAAUCACGCAGCGGACACGGUGGCCACUAUCAGCGGCUUUGGUGCCAUCAAUGGUAAUCUGGAGUUGCCCAAUCGCUUGAAGUAUGCCCGCGUACAGCUGUGGAGUCGCGACUUUUGCAAUUCGCAGAAUAUUCCGGGCAUUACGGAUCGUAUGGUUUGCGCGGGCCAUCCUAGUGGACAGGUAAGCGCCUGCCAAGGUGAUUCUGGUGGUCCACUGACCGUCGACAACAAACUCUUUGGCGUGGUUUCAUGGGGAUUCGGCUGUGGGGCACCGGGCAAACCUGCCAUGUACACCUACAUUGGUGCGCUACGCUCGUGGAUCAAACAGAACUCUGGCGUUUGAAGGGAGAGGCGUUUGAGAG
Messenger RNA from Anastrepha obliqua, 769 nucleotides. RefSeq names its product trypsin 3A1. The transcript has a single exon. NCBI's taxonomy places the organism in Eukaryota, Metazoa, Arthropoda, Insecta, Diptera, Tephritidae. The record is from RefSeq and is a predicted model, not a curated record. Bases 1 to 750 code for a protein of 249 amino acids. Gene Ontology annotation, biological process: proteolysis. Gene Ontology annotation, molecular function: serine-type endopeptidase activity.